GCCAUCUACCGCGAGAGGACCGCGGAGCUGCGCGACGUCCGCAGCGAGGUGGAGCACGUCCAGCGCCUGCUGGAGCAGAGCAAGGUGCGGAUGCAGAAGGAGUUCCAGACCUGGUUCUCGCAGCUUCGCAGCCAGGCCUCCAUGGCCGUGCUCGACGACGAGACCAAGAGGGAGCUUUACGCGCGCGUGUCCAACCCUGGCGGCGCG
This is a messenger RNA of Prorocentrum cordatum, 207 nucleotides long. The record is from the annotation of a GenBank genome assembly. NCBI's taxonomy places the organism in Eukaryota, Dinophyceae, Prorocentrales, Prorocentraceae.